AUGUCGUUCAAUCCCAAUCAAGUGAUUUUGGUUACCGGUGCUUCCGGCUUUGUCGCUACCACCGUUAUUGGGAUUUUCCUAGAACGCGGAUACAAAGUUCGUGGCACUGUUCGCUCACCAGAAACUGCCGAGAAAGUCGCUCAGUUGCAUGCUCGGUUUGAGCCGCAGUUGUCAUUUGCGGUGGUCAAAGACAUCGGCGCAGACGGUGCAUUUGAUGAAGCAGUGAAAGAUGUGGAUGGAGUCAUUCAUAUUGCGUCGCCUUUUCAGAUAGCUGUCGAAGACUGUGAGCGCGAUCUUCUUCUCCCAGCGAUCCGGGGGACAACCUCAAUUCUCCAGGCUGUCAAGGCAAAUGCUCCAAAUGUCCGCCGAGUAGUUAUUACCUCAUCCUUUGCGGCCAUCGUGGACAUGAACCAUGGCGCUCGCCCCGGCUACGUUUACACCGAAGCCGACUGGAACCCCAUAACAUUUGAAAAGGCGAGCGCCGCAGACCCUGCCACAGCUUACUGCGCAAGUAAAGCGCUAGCAGAAAAAGCUGCCUUUGAAUUUGUCUCCAACCAGCAGCCUCAAUUUAGCAUUACCACCAUUUGCCCUCCAAUGAUCUACGGGCCACUCGGACACGCCGUAAACGAUAUGUCAAAGCUGAAUACUAGCGCAGCAGACUUUUAUCGCUUGAUGAAUGGAACUUCCCAAGAAGUUCCUUCAACAGGCACCUUUGCCUUCGUAGACGUUCGUGACGUCGCAGAGGCACAUCUCCGCGCGUAUGAGUCAGACGCUGCUGCGGGUCAACGAUAUUUAACCGCUGGGGGCAAUUACACCUAUCAAGAAAUGACAGAUAUCCUUCGUGCAAAGUUCCCAAAUCUAGUGGAUCGCAUUCCGAAGGCCAAAGAAGGUUCCAUCGACCCCGAUGCCUACAAAGUGUCAUCUAAGAAAGCUGAAACUGAGCUUGGCAUUCACUUCCGAGGACUUUCGCAGGUCACAAUUGACACGGCCGAAAGUUUGCUGCAAUUGGAGCGCAAGAUUGGCGAAAUUUGA
This is a messenger RNA of Talaromyces amestolkiae, 1032 nucleotides long. RefSeq lists its product as uncharacterized. Bases 1 to 1032 code for a protein of 343 amino acids. Gene Ontology annotation, molecular function: oxidoreductase activity, acting on the CH-OH group of donors, NAD or NADP as acceptor. The record is from RefSeq and is a predicted model, not a curated record. Lineage: Eukaryota; Fungi; Ascomycota; Eurotiomycetes; Eurotiales; Trichocomaceae. The transcript has 2 exons.